UCCGCCACAGAGAGAGCACUCCUGUGUUGUGGUGCAGACGGAGCGGAUGCAGCAGCAGAUCUGAACAGAGAACCUCCCAUCCGUCCCAGCAUGAAGGCCAGAGUGAGUCUUCUGCUCGGCCUCAUCGUAGCAGCGUGUUCCUCUGGAUCCGCUGCUCAGAUACCAGAGUGUGAAAACGCCAGCCUGGCCGACAUCGUCUUCCUAGUCAAUGGCUCUGGCAGCAUUUACGAAGAUAACCUUAAGGAGGUCCGGACUUUUCUCAGCAGCAUCAUCGAAGCCCUCGAAAUCGGCCCUGACAAAGUCCGGAUCGGCUUCGCUCAGUACAGCGACGAAAUAUCCCCGUCGUUUCUGCUAAAGGAUCACAUGGACAAAAAGUCCCUGCUGAAGGCAGUGGAAGAUCUUCCCUCCACAAAAACCCAAGCCAAGGACUUCCUCCACUAUUUCAACAAGGACACAGGGAGCCGAGCCAGCCAGCAGGUUCCUCAGAUCGCUGUGUUCAUCACAGAAGGAGAAUCCAUAGAUUAUCUGAAAACGACUGCCCAGCACCUGAGGAAUCAGGAAGUUAUAGUGUUUGGCAUUGGGGUGGGAGCAGCCAACCGCACAGAGCUGGAGUCCAUCGCCAACCGGCCUCCAGAGCGCUUCCUGUCCUCCAUCGAUAACUACCAGGCUCUGCAGAGUCUGACCAGAGGUCUGCUGCAAACUGUUUGCAUCUCUGUGGAGGAUCAGAGGCAAGCUUUGGCGGAGAGGUUUGGAGAUAUUUUCUUCCUGGUGGACAGUGGCAUAGCUACGGCAAAUGUCUCCAGGUUUAGGACUGAAUUUCUCAACUUGAUCGAUCAACUUAACGUUGGAGCGUCCACCUACCGCAUCGGUUUGGCCCAGUAUGGUCAAGAUACCAGUGUUGAAUUUAGUUUCAAUACUUCUCAAUCUAAAGCGGACAUCAAGGCUGCUGUCAAACGGUUCCGCCUGCGCCCACGACCCAAACAACCACGAAACCUGGGCAGUGCUCUGACGUACGCCAACACACUUUUUACCCCUGAGGCUGGGGGCCGUGCACACCAAGGAACCCCCCAGUACCUGGUGGUCGUCAGUGGAAGAGCGUCCAAUGAUUCUGUGUCCAGGCCCGCUCAAAAGAUCAAAUCAUCAGGGGUGACUGUCUUUGGGAUGAGUGCGGGUGCAAGCAUGGAUGAUAUAAGCUUGUUUGUUGAUUCUCGGUACGCAUUCAAAACUCCUGAAGUACUUAUUUUGAAGGAUUUCUUCUUGACCCCGAAAAAGGAGGUCGUUACUGAAGAAUGCAAAGGAGCCAAUUUGGCCGACAUCGUGUUCAUCGUUGACGAGUCUGAAAGCAUUGGGAGAGACAACUUCCAGCUGGUGCGCACUUUCCUCCACUCGCUUGUGAGCGGCCUGGAUGUCAGUCCCUCUAGAGUCCGAGUGGGCAUCGUUACGUACAACGAAAAGCCCACAGCACAGGUCUACCUCAACACCUUCAAUGACAAGGAUGAAACCCUCCAGUUCAUCAAGAUCCUGCCUUACCGUGGAGGCGGUACGUACACAGGAAAAGCUUUAAACUACACCCUGAAAGAAAUCUUCACCGAGGAAAAGGGCAGCAGGAGUAAAAACAGCGGAAAGGGUUUCCAGCAGGUGGCAGUGGUGAUCACAGAUGGUGAAUCCAAGGACCAAGUGAGCAACGCAGCAACCAAUCUCCGUCGGGCUGGGGUCACCAUUUACGCUGUUGGAAUCAAAAAUGCUAGCGUGACUGAACUGAAGAAGAUGGCCAAUCACCCCCCCGAUAGGCAUGUUUUUAAUGUGAACAGUUUCACAGACCUGAAGCCCCUGAAGCAGAGCCUGCAGAGGAUCCUGUGUCAAAACCUCAUUGAGAAAGCAAAGGACAAGAGCAACGAUCAAGCAUGUGUGCAAAAAGACGAAGCAGACAUCUUCUUCCUGAUGGACGACUCAGGGAGCAUUGAGCACAAAGACUUUGACAAAAUGAAGAACUUCAUCAUCAGGUUUCUAAAAACCUUCCGUAUUGGGAAAGAAUAUGUCCGCCUGGGGAUUGUGAAAUAUGCAGAUUGGCCAACGAGACAAUUUGAUCUGACCGCUCACUCAGAUGCCAAGUCACUGGAGAACGCCGUCUUGGGUAUUAAACACGAUGGAGGUGGGACAGAAACAGGAAAAGCGCUGGAAUUCAUGGUCUCACACUUUGAGAGAGCCAAGGUCACUCGUGGUCACAAAGUCCCAGAGUACCUGGUGGUCAUCACAGAUGGAAAAUCCACUGAUGAGGUCAAGGCUCCCGCUGAAAAACUGAGGGCUCAGGGUGUCACCGUCUACGCCAUCGGGGUGGAAAAUUCAACUCAAUCUCAGCUGGAAGAGAUAGCCGGGGACCGCAAGAGGACCUUCUUUGUCACUAAUUUUGAUGCCUUGGAUGCCAUCCACAACGAGAUCAUCACAGAGUUCUGUUCUGAGGACGUUUGCAAAGAUGUACAGGGCGACAUCUUUUUCUUAACUGAAAGCUCUCAGAGCAUCUCUACGGAAGACUUUGGGAAAAUGAAAGAUUUCAUGAAAUCUGUCAUCAGCAAGACCCCCAUUGGGCAGGACGAGGUGCACGUCGGUGUCAUGCAGUUCAGCACGAAACCCAAACUGGAGUUUUCCCUCAACAGUCACAACAGAAAAGACAUUUUGUCAGCCAUCGAUGGUAUGAAGCAGAUGAAUGAAGGCACGCUCACAGGAGAGGCCCUCAAAGAGGUGACGCAGUACUUUGAUGCAACCAGAGGAGGGCGUCCUGGUAUUAGGCAGAGGCUGAUAGUGAUAACAGUGAGGGAGUCCAAAGACCAGGUCAAGGGCCUCGCCGCGGCUCUGAGGGCCAAAGGAGUGGUGGUCUACGCCAUCGGAGUGGCGGAAGCCAACACCACCCAGCUGGUAGAGAUCAGCGGAUCAUUGGACAGGGUGUAUAGUAAGGAGGACUUUGAUGGUCUGAAGGACUUGGAAAGCCAGGUGGCCUUGAAGAUCUGUGAGAAAGAUUGUCAGAUAGGAAAAGCUGACAUCAUUUUCCUGGUGGACACCUCCAUAAGCAUAAAUUCAACACAAUAUGACAGUAUGCGGACGUUUAUGGAGUCAGUAGUGAACCAAACCACAGUUGGCAAGGACCACACUCGUUUUGGGAUCAUCUCCUACUCGAAUGAUCCCGAGACUCAUUUAACUCUAGAUGACUCUGACUCCAAACGAAAAGUUCUGACAGCAAUCCCAGUUGUUAAGCCAAAAGAAGGAAACACCUACACAGGCAAGGCCUUGAACUACUCGCUACAGUUCUUUAACGCUGAAUACGGCGGCCGGAGAGCACUCAAGGUGCCUCAGAUCCUCAUGGUGAUCACAGACGGGGCAGCCACCGAACCUUACAAACUGAAAGAGCCAUCUGAUGCACUGAGAAACAACGGGGUCAUCGUCGUCAGUAUCGGAGUGAAAGAAGCCCCAGAGGCUCAGCUGAAUACCAUGGCUGGUGGAGACACAUCCAAAGUUUUCUUCGUGGACGAAUUUAAGGGACUAGAAACUCUGUACAGAAAUAUGUCUUCUGUCUUCUGCAUUAAGCCCGCUUGCGAGAAGGCCGACCUGGUCUUCCUUCUCGAUCGGUCUGGCAGUAUCAAACAACCCGAAUACACAAUCAUGAAAAACUUCACGGCAGACGUGGUGAGCAGCUUCAACGUCAGUGAAGAAUUUGUGCGUGUUGGACUUGCACAGUUCAGCGAAAAUCCUCGGGAUGAGUUUUACCUCAACAGAUUUUUCAAGAUGGAGGAUUGUGUCUCACACAUCAAAGGCAUGCAAUACGAAGGUGGAAACACCAACAUCGGAAAGGCCUUGGAACACAUUAAGGAUUACUUUGAUGAGUCGCGGGGCAGCCGCAGUGAGAACCCCAAGAACCUGGUGUUGAUCUCAGAUGGUGAUUCUCAAGAUGACGUGAGGGUGGCAGCUCGCAGUCUCAAGAAGCUGGGGAUCAAUGUGUUUGCCGUUGCCGUCGGAAACGUUCACCUGCUGCAGCUCCUGCAGAUCACCGGCACCCCAGAGAAGCUGUUUACUGUGCAUGACUUCAAAGACUUGCCAAAUAUCAAGAAGGAUUUGGUGGACACCAUUUGCCAAAAAGAUGAGCCUCCGGUUCUGCCCCCAACCCCGCCCCACCCCCCACCCCCACCAGGUGACUGCAGCAUUGACAUCGCCAUGGGAUUCGAUAUUUCUCAGAAAGACAGGGUUCCAGGUGAAAUGCUGAUCAGCGGCCACGACAAGCUCCGGGCCUUCCUGCCAGACAUCGUCCGUUAUGUUUCUUCGGUACAAGGUCUGUGCUGCGUCGGUCCAGAACCUGUCAAGACCAACAUGGCCUUUCAAGUGCUAGGUAGAGAGGGACAGAGCUUGUACGACACAAACUUCGAGGCCUACAACAGUGACACAGUGGAUAAAGUCAUGAGACUGCAGAUAUCAGAACCUACCUACUUCAACACCGCCCUGCUGAAGUCCUUCAAGGAGAGGUUCAAGGUCAAGUCCAAAGCUAGAGUGAAGGUGCUGGUGAUCUUCUCUGACGGACUCGAUGAGGACGUGAUGAAACUGGAGCAGGAAUCUGAGCUGCUUCGACAGUCUGGCGUCCACGCUCUGCUGACGGUGGCCCUGGAUGGGGCCCGAGACCCGGCCCAGCUGCAGAUGGUGGAGUUUGGACGAGGGUUCGGAUACAAGCUUCCUCUCAGCAUCGGCAUGCCGAGCGUCGGCAGCACCGUCCUCCAACAGAUUGACGCGGUGUCAGACAAGGAGUGCUGCAACAUCAUGUGCAAAUGUUCGGGCCUUGAAGGCGUCCGUGGCUAUCGGGGCCCCCCGGGGUCAAAGGGUCCGUCUGGACAGAAGGGUCAGCCGGGCUUCCCUGGAGAGGAGGGCGUCUCUGGGGAGCGAGGGCUUCCUGGACUCAUUGGACCUCAGGGCUUGGAGGGCUGUCCUGGACCCAGAGGACAGAAGGGCUCCUGGGGAGUCUCCGGUAACAGGGGCGAGGACGGUGAAGACGGACUGGACGGAGUCAACGGAGAGCAGGGACUGACGGGACCAGACGGAGCUCGAGGAGAGAGAGGAGAACCUGGAGACCCAGGUAUCUCAGGAAUCAGAGGGGAGGAGGGGCUUAAAGGACAGCGAGGACUCAGAGGAGAUCCGGGUGAACCAGGUGCUGAUAACACCAGUCCAGGAGCCAAAGGGGACCCUGGGAACCCAGGUUUACAGGGUUUACCUGGAACCGACGGGGCAGGAGAGGAUGGAGACACGGGGAACCCGGGUGCAGACGGGAGGAGAGGAUCUCUGGGGGACAAGGGGGUAUCUGGAAACAAGGGGGGUCCAGGACUUCAGGGCAGCCCAGGUGCUUCUGGUCCUCAGGGAAGCAGAGGGAAGAAGGGGGGUCCUGGACCAGGAGGACUCUCUGGCUUUCCUGGAACUCAGGGAGGACCAGGACCAGCUGGAGACCCGGGAUUAGCUGGACGUCGUGGAUCUAACGGACAGAAGGGCCAACCAGGAGAGCCCGGUGUGAAGGGGGCUGCCGGAACACCGGGACCCAGAGGAAUGCCGGGCCAGGACGGAAAAGACGGCUACGGACCUCCAGGACCCAAAGGAUCCAAGGGGGAUCCUGGUUUCCCUGGUUACCCUGGUCUACAGGGUGAGAGCGGUCAGAUGGGAACCAAAGGAUACCCAGGACGUAAAGGGAACCAAGGUCGAGGUGGGAACUCCGGCGGGCCGGGAGCCUCAGGCGGGCCUGGAGACCCGGGACAUCCAGGACACAAGGGUCCCAGAGGUCUCCCUGGAGGCAGAGGCAUGACUGAGUGUCAGCUGAUCAGCUACAUCAGAGACAACUGUGUGUGUUACCAAGGUGAGUCAGAGUGCCCGGCCUACCCCACCGAGCUGGUGUUGGGUCUGGACAUGUCGGAGGACGUGACCCCGGCAGCCUUUGAGAGGCAGCGCUCCGUCCUCCUGUCCCUGCUGGAGGACAUCGCCGUCUCCGAGAGCAACUGUCCGACGGGCGCUCGCGUGGCCGUGGUGGGUUACAGCGCCUACACCAAGUACCUGAUCCGCUUCCAGGACUACCACCGCAAGACUCAGCUGAUCGAGUCCGUGAAGAACAUCGCCCUGGAGAGGACGUCCAACCGGCGGCAGCUGGGGGCCGCCAUGCGCUUCGUGGGUCAGAACGUCUUCAAGCGGGUCCGAGCAGGAAUGCUGAUGAGGAAGGUGGCGGUCUUCCUCUCCAACGGACCCUCGCCAGAUGUUAGCGACAUCGCCACCGCAGUGAUGGAGUACCGGGCCCUCGGCAUCGUCCCGGCAGUCAUCUCUCUGAGGAACGCUCCUGCUGUUGGUCGAGCCAUGGAGGUCGACGACUCAGGAAGCUCCAUCUUCACCGUUCUGGGGAGAGACAUGGCUGCCGACCUGAAGAAGGUCAAGAGCUGUGCCGUCUGUUACGACCCCUGCCAGCGUUCGGAGCGGUGCUCCUUCAUCCAGGAACCGGUGAAGCCCCAGGAAGUAGACAUGGACCUGGUCAUGGUAGCGGACAGCUCCAGGGAGAUUCAGGCUGACGAGUUCGCCGGCAUCCAGCAGCUGCUGGGCUCUGUGGUGGAACAGCUGGCCGUGAGCCCGCAGCCCGGCAGGCCCGGAAACCAGGCCCGGGUGGCCUUGGUCCACCAGAGCAGCGCCCAGGCUACCAAGGUAGAUUUUGACCUCGGGUCCUACCAGACUAGCUCCAUGAUGAAGAACCACCUGAUCCAGAACUUCAAACAGCAGGGCGGCUCUUUGUCGCUGGGACGGACGCUGGAGUUCACCCUGCAGGAGGUGCUCCUGAAGGCAGUCCAGCCCCGGAGGAGGAGGGUGCUGCUGACCGUGGUCGGCACCCAGACGGCUCACGAGGACCGAGCCAAGCUGCGCUACAUCUCCCAGAAGGCCAAGUGUGAAGGGGUGGCGGUGUUCGUGGUGACGGUCGGAGAUCGUUACGACCGGACGCAGGUUGAGGAGCUGGCCAGUCCGCCUUUGCAGCAGCACCUGAUCCACAUGGGCCGUCUGAGGGCUGACGAGCAGGGCUACGCCCAGCGCUUCUUCAGGGUCUUCCUCUCCGCCCUCAACAAGGGAUUGAACAAGUAUCCUCCUCCUUUAUUGAAACAGACCUGUAACCAGCUGACAGACCAGGAAUUCUAUCCUCAGGACGGUCAGGAGAUCAGAGAGCAGAGAGACGAGGAGACCGGAGGACAGACUCAGUCCGGACAGAUGGACGUCACUGACACCCUGACCGGAGGAGACGGACUCAACGACGUCUGUCUCCUCCCAAAGGACAGCGGUGGCUGCUCCAACUUCACCCUGAUGUGGUUCUUUAACAGCCACGAGGGGAAAUGCUCUCGCUUCUGGUACGGCGGCUGUGGCGGCAACGACAACCGCUUUGCGACGCACAAUGACUGUGAGAGACUCUGUCCUACGACGAGAGGAGGAGGAGGAGGAGGAGGAGGAGGAGGAGGAGGAGGAGGAGGAGGAAGAGGUAUCGCAGGACGUCGCCGUCGGUUGAAGAUAGAUGCUUUUCACUAAACGUGAAUCGGAAAAAGAACUGAAGAGUCUGUACAGGGACGCUGAAACCUGUUUCCUUCACUUUGUCUCCUUCAUGCUCAGUUUCUCCAGAGAGUAGCCUUUUAGUUUUUAAUAUUCUUUGUCAUCUUAACUGUCAUUUGUGACACUCCAGACCUUCCAGGAUAUUGAUGUCUGUUGAUGAUCAGGUGCUAUUUUUUAAAAGAUCAGUUGAAAACAAAAACAAAUGGAAUUGAAAUAAAGGUCACAUGCUUCAUCUGGA
This is a messenger RNA of Anoplopoma fimbria (sablefish), 7825 nucleotides long. RefSeq names its product collagen alpha-6(VI) chain-like. Gene Ontology annotation, molecular function: serine-type endopeptidase inhibitor activity. The record is from RefSeq and is a predicted model, not a curated record. Lineage: Eukaryota; Metazoa; Chordata; Actinopteri; Perciformes; Anoplopomatidae.